GAAUCUAGGUUGACAAUUUAAAAUGACUUUCAACUGAAAGUGCUUUCCUUCUGCCAGGGCUAAGGAUAUUUUUGAUUUAAAUAAUUAUUUUUAACAUAUUUCAUCCAAGCCCUUUUCUUUUUUAACUAGGAUCUACUAUGAACAUUGGUAAUGUGAAAAGUACUACAUGUGAUUCGAAUACUGUGGUUUCUUUGGCAAAGGAAAAGAGUUCUGAAUCAGUACCAACUCAGAAAAAGGAGGAAACGAAACAAGAAGAAAAAAAUUUGGAAGAUAUUUAUUUCCCAUCUCCCCCCAAAAUCAGAUUUGAAGGUCUUGAUAGUACUAGUCCUAAUGCUAUUAUUCAAAAUGAUGAACAAGAAGGUGAAAAGAAUUCAUCUGAUACUGAAAUGGAAGCUUCUAGUGACAAACUAUCUGAAACAGCUGCUGAAGAGGAAGAAAUUAUAGCAUCUGAUAAUGAUGACGUAAAUAAUGAAAUGGUGAAUAUUGGUCAUGGAAUUGAAAUUAAAGCCAGAUAUUUGAAUAAAUGUUUAAUAUAUGGCAAAACUGCAAAAAAACUGACAAGGUGUUUGGUAGAUGUGCUUUUCCCAGAUGUAAAACUGCUAGCUAAUUGUUCUGCAUUUGGUCAGAAGUCCAAUGUGACAAAAUUAACUCGUGCAGCUUUACCCACUCGUAAAGUUAAUGCAAUUAUUGAUUAUGUGCAGAAACGUUUUGCCGAUGUCAGCCGAAGUGAAAUUGUUUUGUCUAUCAAUAUGAAAUGCAAAGAAGCUAGAACUAUCAGUGGAAGAGAAGAAGCUGCAGCUAAUCUGAGGAAGAAUUCACUCAAAAGAUUACUCACCAAAGAAGAAGAAGAAUUAGACAAAGAUGCAAGCACUUCAAAUGAGGACUCUGUAAAAACAAAGAAUCCUGUAACUGUUUCUCUUUUAACAAAAAAGAAGAAUCCUAAUGUUGUUUGUGUUCAGAGUUCCAAUAAAAACAUAAAUACAGCAAAGCCAAAUAUUAUGCGGUGCAAUACACAGAUUCUUAUAAGGCCAAAACCUGUAGCUACUAGUGAUGGAACAGCAGCAGUAAUCUCGCCUAUAACAUCAGUAUCUAAAAAACCAGAAACAGUUCGAACAAUCUUAAGUGCAGGUCGACCAUUUGGUAAUCUUUCAAAAGAUGGAACUAAAAUUGUCAUGCCUCUAGAAAUUCUAAAAGCAGCAUCUGGUGCAACUUCGCAAACUAACACAACUGUAUCUUUGCCUUCUCCAAGACCCUACAUUAUACUUGGAUCAUCAGUGUCUCCUGUAAAGCAAACCUCCUCUGUAAUACAGCCACUUACUGUCUCUUCACCAAGUGUUGUAAAGAAAUGAGUCAAAAAAUUUUUAUAGCAGUUGUAUAACAUCAUCUUCAUACUAAAAAUAAUUUAUUGUUGUUCCCCCCCUCAUUUAAAAUGAACUGGGAUGAGAUUUGGGAAGAAUUAUGGAAAAUUCCUUCCCAGUGACUUAAAAACUUAGGGGGGAUAUGUAUAUUUUCUAAAAAUGUUAUUUUGUUUCUUAAUAAAUGAAUGGAAAACUUUGUAAAUACCAAAGCUGUAUUUGAUUAUGAAACUCGUGAAAUUUAUUAUACAAUUUAUCAUUAUUAUAAUGCAAUGUGUAACAAAAAGUGAAGUAUUUGAAAUUCAUUUGCUAAAAGUUUUCACUCUGAACUGAACAAUGAUUUAGCAAUGUAAUACAUUUGCAUUUAUAAGAAACCAUUUUAUAUGAUCAAAUUCUGAGAAAGAAUUUUGUUUGUUAAAAUUUGUUUUAGUUUGCUCAUGUAAAUAUGUUGAAUAAAUUUCAUCAAUCAUAUUUUAUGCAUUAUAUUGAAACAUUUUAUGUCAUGAUAGAAUUUUGUAUAUGUUUGCAUGUAUUAAAAAAAUUAAUGAUCCUUUAAAAACAGGAAAUAAACACUUGUUUUUCAAAGUCAAA
This is a messenger RNA of Stegodyphus dumicola, 1946 nucleotides long. RefSeq lists its product as uncharacterized. NCBI's taxonomy places the organism in Eukaryota, Metazoa, Arthropoda, Arachnida, Araneae, Eresidae. Gene Ontology annotation, cellular component: cytoplasm; nucleus. The record is from RefSeq and is a predicted model, not a curated record. Gene Ontology annotation, molecular function: protein binding; DNA binding; transcription corepressor activity.